AUGGGUAAGAAAGACACUAAGCCAAAGUUCACCACUGUUGUUACCAAGCAAGGUGAAUCAUUGAAAGUAUUUGAGGACAUGGAAACUUUCGAAAGAUUCAUCAAGGACAGUGAAGAAGAUGACAAUUUCAACAAUGUCCAUUGUCAGAUUCAUUACUAUCCACCAUUCGUGAUGCAUGCUUCUCACGAUAAUGAAGAAAAAGUUAAGGACACUGAUAAUUCGCAUAACAAAAAGUUUGUAAGACAUGUUCAUCAACAUGUGGAGAAGCAUUUGUUGAAGGAAAUCAAGGAUGCUUUAGACAUGCCAGAUUUGAAGUUCCAUGACAAGAACAAGGAGGAAACUUUUGAACACGUCAGGUGGCAUUAUGGUGAAACUGCCGAACACAAGGACAAGAAGUUCAAGAUUGACAUUAAUGUUACUUGUCUACACGAUACUGCCAUGGUUGAUGUUGAUUAUGCCACGACCCCAAUCGUUUAA
This is a messenger RNA of Henningerozyma blattae CBS 6284, 477 nucleotides long. RefSeq lists its product as uncharacterized. The transcript has a single exon. Lineage: Eukaryota; Fungi; Ascomycota; Saccharomycetes; Saccharomycetales; Saccharomycetaceae. The record is from RefSeq and is a predicted model, not a curated record. Gene Ontology annotation, biological process: energy reserve metabolic process. Bases 1 to 477 code for a protein of 158 amino acids.